Lineus longissimus is the source of this 9123-nucleotide messenger RNA. RefSeq names its product protein tweety homolog 1-B-like. Gene Ontology annotation, cellular component: plasma membrane. The coding region runs from base 176 to 2137 and encodes 653 amino acids. The transcript has 21 exons. The record is from RefSeq and is a predicted model, not a curated record. Gene Ontology annotation, molecular function: volume-sensitive chloride channel activity; intracellularly calcium-gated chloride channel activity. NCBI's taxonomy places the organism in Eukaryota, Metazoa, Nemertea, Pilidiophora, Heteronemertea, Lineidae.
ACGACAAGAUGGGAAGAGAAAGAGAUUUCUUGAUCAGACUGCUGUGAAUUUCAUCUUGUUUUCUGUGGGAUGUAAAGCUCGCACAUCAGUGAAAAUAAGGGGAAAUCAUCUAAAAAUUAACACUCUCAUAGGAUGUAUGUAUGAAUGUUGUGAGAGAUUCGCCUAAGGACUACAAAUGGCUGUAAGCUACGAGACGGAUUCGCUGGUCGCCGGGCCGGUCGCGCAGUACGAGACGUUGUGGCUUUCCGAGUUCUUCCACUCUUUUCCUCAUGUGAAUUUAUCAUUUAAAUUAAUAAACUCCACAUUUGAUCCAUUUGCCACAAGUUAUCAAGAGAGUGUAAUCUUCAUUGCCAGUUUACCGGUAAUAUGGAUGCUUUUAACCCUCAUCGCUCUGACGGCAUACUUCUGUUAUCGAUGUUGCCAACCGACAGAAACCCUGAACAUCAAAGGGAAAAAGAAGCCAACUUGCCUCGUAUGGACAAUCGCUGUCUUCACAGUUAUAACCUGUGCUGCGAUAGGCGUUGGCUUCUUUGGCAACGAAGAGAUGAAGAAAGGGACUCAAACAUUUAUCAACGCUGCAGAGUCGGCUAACGAGCGCUUCAAGGACACAGAAGUCAACGUGGAUGGCCUAAGUAAAGUGCUAAACGACACGUCAAAGAAAGGCAUUUUAGCAAUAGAAACUGAAAUAAACGAUCUAGAUAAUGUAGACAAUAUCACUGCCAGAGACAUAUUAUUAGAAUAUACUCGAAGGACAAUGUCAUAUGUGAAUGAGAUUCAGGCAGCGGCAGAUAAGAUAUUGGAAACAUCAAAAGUUAAUAUAUCAAAGGUCAUCGACACAACAGAGGAAGCAUCAUUUUAUAGAUGGGUGUCCACCAUUGGGCUGAUGAGUCUCCUUGUUGUAGUGUGUUUACUGUUUCUAUUGGCAGUUGCUAAGGCAUCAAAGUGCCUCAUUAUAUUUUGCACAUGCCUGACCGUGUUUUGUUUAGUGCUGGUAUGGACAGUCACAGGAGCUUACUUAGGAUUCUCAAUGGCUGUCGGUGACUUCUGUCAUGACCCAGACACAGCUGUGGAGCGGGAGGCAGGAGGUCGAGUAAAUCCAGUCAUCCUUCACUACUACAUGAACUGUAGUCAAGAUAUUUCAAAUCCGUUUAGUAAGGAUAUAUCUCAAGCAUCUGAAAGUAUCACCAAGAUUAACCUCGAGAUGGAGAAACUCAAGGGAAUCGUUAGAAGUUCAAAAAUAUUCAAAUAUAGAAUCAUAAAAAAUGGUCACCAAGCUAUUGGUCGCGAGAUGAAGAAGGUGCCUCCAUUCCUCCAGCAUCUAACUGUGUUUGCAGACUGCCAGAUAUUGCACAAAGACUACGUUCGUGCAUUGGAGGGAAUAUGCCACACUGGAAUGGCUGGAGUUGCGUUCAUCUUACUAGCUGGUGCUGUCAUAGGAAUUAUAUUCACCAUAAUCAUAAUCCUUGCCUCGAGGGCGUGGAGGCACUUUGGAAAGAACGCCUCCGACCCAGUUGAAGAUAACUCAGUCCGACCAAGCGCAAUGCACUACAACGCAAGUUACAUUCUUACAAACGGGAAAGAGUAUAACACGAUAGACGAGGAUGAUCCCUUCAUCCCCCGAGCACAGAAUUCUCCAUCGUAUCACAGGUAUGGCUCGCUGAAUGAUAUUGUGUCUGGCUAUCCCAGCUAUGCACAUGCUUCUCCGGAUCAAACUUCCUCGACGACCAAUACGUUUCCUUUACACCGUAGCGGCAUAAGUGGCGGUCGGUUCUCUCCUCCCUCCCUGCGGAUGCCCGGUUCAACGCGGCACACCGGGCCGGAGCAUCUUCCCCUGCAAGGGAGACAGACCCCACCACCAGCGUUUGAAGACAAAGACUCACAGCUUUUCCCUAACAACACCUACGAUAGGUACGUGGAUUAUGAUUUCGGUAGCUCGACCAUCAUAGAACAGGGAUACAAUUCUCCGUAUUCAAGUCACCAGUUCAACUCCUGCAAUUCUCCGUACUCGGCCCACCAGUUCAACGCCAACAAGUAUGGGGAUUUCUAUGAGGACUACAAUUACACCGCCGGCAUUGGGACCGGACUCGGAACUAAUUCUCGAAGCCGACGGGACCCUAAUGCACCCGUACAGGUUUGAAUACUUGGGUGCCCUAUAGACAGUGGAUAAUGGGCAACGACGGGGAUGCGGGAACCAACUGGAUGCGGAUAUGACAAAGCUUGGAAUAAACAUGAAAAUGUUUCAAGCUUGACAAGGCCACCUGGUGGUGUUCUGCGGAGGAAACUAUUCGGGGAUCGAGAUGGUUGAGCGGCAAUACUUGAAUUCGGACAAUAUUCAGAGUUAACCCUUCCCAGACUGAAAAAUAUGGAGUCAAUUUUAAAAACCCAAAUUGAAGGAUGAUUGUGCCCAUAUGUACCUCUAGCUGCUGUGAAAUUCACAGUUGAUGCGGCCAUUUGAGAUUGGAGACUCCAGAGUGUUGCCAGUGAUUUCUUGGCAACUUCAGUUGUUUGAGAAAGAAAAGUCUAAAGGUUUGGGUGUUUACAUCAGGUCACGCCAAUACAUCCAGUGAGCUUCAGUCAGGGAAGAGUUAAGUGCAUUGAAGACUGCAGUGAAUGUAGAGCGUACAGAUCCAUGUAUAUGCAUGGCUGCCUGGAGUCUUCAUCUGGACUGUAUGUGUACCGAAAUUGGGGAAUAUUCAUAUCUGUAACUCUGAUUAAAUUCAAAGAUGCCAGAAAUCAAAGCGUCUUUGUUUGCUUGUGACUGCACAUUGUUCUUAAUUCUGAAUCGAGUUGAUGCAUCGGUGCAUUACGUCAGACUUUCAUCCAUCCUCGGAGCAGGUUUUUGCUAUACUCUUACCUCGUUUGAAAUACCGAGAGGGGGUGUAUAUUGAAAAUCACUGGUCACGUCCGGGUGACUUUCAGAUUGCAGGCAUGCAAAAAUGAGGCAAGUGUAGUAGAAUUGCUGAAUUGGGAUUGUAUUCUGCCAAAUGUGGCUGAAUUCAGUCCACGUGCCAAACCCAACAGACUUUGUCAAGUUUAUGAUCACUUUUGUGUGAUUGCCUCCGGUAUUCAAGAUGGCCUGACACCGCCAAAAUUUCCCCAACAACAUAUUGUAUAAGUUUAAUUAGGGGUACAUUUGAUAAAAGAGAGAAUCCUAUUUCAGGGGGUAUCAUAUAAUCUUGUGACAACCGUAGCAACAAGCAAUUUUUGUCGCUAUGACGUUGGAUCAUGAUCAUAUGCAACAAAUAUUGCUUAUUUGCAAUGGUCUUUGGAUUUCCCUGCAACAAGAAUGGGUGAUGGGUGAUAGAUUUGGCAAAGAGAAUACACCGAUGUCAUAGCUUCUUGUUGUCAAAAGAUAGGCUGUCAAACAUUAGGAUUAACAUACCCGAUAUACAUGUAAAGAUCUAGAUCUAAUUCGAAAGGGGUCACACUCAACAUUUUCAUAGACAUAAAGUCCUUAUGAUUGGUCUAUAUUAUAGUGAUGGAAUGAUGUUCCUCAGUACAGAGGACUGACCCACUUGAAAUUAAUCUUUCAUUUUGCCAGUGAUAUUGAUGGUUGAUAAGUUUGAUGUUUCUAAGAUCGCCCCGCGCCGUCUCAUUUGGUUGAGUCUCAACACUAAGUACCUCCAGCCUCUAUUGAUACAUGUAUAUCGAAUAGAAUAGAGUGCUGUUGCUUGCCGGGACAAGCUAGGGUGACAAUGAUUGCUUUAAGCCAGUAUCAGUGGUUGGUCGUCAGAGAUUGAGGAGUAAAUUGUGCUGUUGGAUGUUCCUUCUGGUCGAAGUGUCAAGGUCAUUUUUGUUUUGAAUACGCUUUUAUACCGAGAAAUGAAUGUUCAAUUUCAAUUUCAUGUAAUCGGAUGAUCCUGUGUUUCAAUUUCACAAUUAUAGUUUUCACAAUGCAGGGCUUAAAUAGGCUGAAGGAAUGCAUGUUUUGUUUCUUGUCUUAUAAUCUUCGUGUAAACAUCUGGGUGGGAGGACCCUCCCAAGAUGUCCUUUUAUAAAAUAUCCAGGUUGGAUCAACUGAGAUUUUUUUGUACACAUAUAUUAUCUUUGAAACUGUACAGUAAUCUUAUGUUCUUUAGAUUGAAGCAGUGUAAAUUAAUUUAAACGAAAAAGUGGCCGAUUUGUAAUGCCACUUUCUACAAUACAUGUAACUGUGUUGCAUUGAGCCAUAAGGGGGGUCAAUCUAUUAAGGCCACCUGUUUUGAAUUUGUUGGUUUAUGGGAAUGAGUUACCAAUAGUUAUGGGCUGUGGUCAAAAUAAAUGUUAUUUCUAUUUUAAAAUAGAAGACAAAAAUCGAUAUGUACAUGUGUAUCCAGACCAUCUUUGAAGUAGUUUAUUUGUACUCUAAUCCUAGAUGUAUGUAAAAAUGCUUUAAUUGUGAGUUUGAAGAUUUAAAUCCGAUUUAUAUAUUUCCCAACCUCGUUGUGCUUUCGAUGUCCCAAAUUCUGGGUCGACUCCCCGUAAACCAAGAAAUAGGAAACAUGUCGCCUUAAGUGUGGAAACUUGCAGUGCAAGAGUAUUAUGGCACAGGAAUCUCAAUCGAAUCGUCAGUGUUUAACGUGUAGUUCUGUGUUAGAUCUUGUACGGAAGCUAUCCAUUCAAAACGUUGAUCUGAGACUAAUUACCACAGUGGUGCAUUUUAGCUGCGAACUUUUCAUUUCAUAAAUUUUAUUUUAACAACAUUCUGAUUAAAAGGAGAUUUGGAUUUUAAUUUUCACUGGAACAGUAGAACUGUGUAUAACAUUUUCAUGUAGGGGCAGUCAUAUUCAUGUACACGCGUAUGGUUAUUUGUAAUUCAUGUCUUUAGCUUGAAAUGUGAAAGUUUCAAAAGUUAAACUUUGUCAUGUUUGUCAAUCAGCGGAUUGAUUAAUAUCUUUUUGACAUGUACACGUAAUUAGGGAGAAGAUUUUAAUAUAUUUACAAUUUUUAUUUCACGAUAUACAUGUAUAUAGCUUAUGAACUUAUCGAACAUACGUGUAGUGUAAAAUCUCUUGUUACAGACGUAUUUGGGAAUCUGGAGGCUGGAUUUGUUUUUGUGUAACAUAAUUUUUGCCAUGCACCAAAAAUGUAUUGGUUUGUUUUGAAAAAUAGUGUUUUCAUGGUUAAUAUGAUGUAAAGGUACUUCGUACUUUGUACGUGGUGUACCUUUUAUGUUCACGUACUGUAAAACCAUGAAAUGUUUGCAAAGCUGAAAGUUGGCGAAUUUCCUCUGUUGGUAAUAGACUAAAUAUUGCAUUUCUAAUGCAUUUCUAAUUGCAUGCCAAUUAAAAAUGAGAAAAUUCGUCAGCUCAUGGUAGUACUGUGAACAUUUCACAGUUUACGAUAUUUGAACAGUUUUUGGAUAUCAAACAUACCACAUGUAGGUGAGCUGAGCAAACAAAAUAGUUACGGACUCACCGUAAACGUAAUUUCUACUUAUUGUUAUUCUUGAAAUGCAUGUAAACUUUGUAUUAUCACAGAUGUUGCAUUUGGGAAGGUGGAGAUAAAAUGUGUUCAUAACUUUCUUAUGUACAAUGUACUACAUGUAUCUUCAGAGUUCAAAUAAAACUGAAUUUUAGAGUCAAGUCUGGCGUAGAUUGAAAUUACACAUUGUAAAUUUCUGAUGACAAAUAUGUAAGUUUCAUGCGUAUGCGACAAGUGCUAUUUGAGUUACGAGCCAAAAACUGAAAAAUGUUUGUUUAACGUCACAUGUUGAUGUCACAGACGGCAUUCUCCGCGACACAACACACUAAAGUAAAACUGAUGUCAUGACUUGAGUUUGACAAAAGUUGUACUCUUUUUAGUCUUUUGCUUUUAACUCAGUUAGUAUUUGACGCACAGCUGUAAGAGUUACAGGUUCACGAUCUACGUGAAAUUUCAAAUCGAUAUCGCUGAUAACUUGCUGAAUCGAAAACGUUUUAUUUGAGCUUUGAUAUUAUGGUAGACUUGCUUAUAUAGAGCUUUUGUAAACUUCGCAGAGAAGGUGACUUAUGCGGCCACAAAAUUUGUAGCAUAUGAACUGAAUAAUUAUCUAAAAUAUGUUAUUUUGAUAUACGUGUAAUCAAGAUGAGUAAUUAUCGAGAAAUAACUAUUGUUAUAUUGUCUUGGAAAUCAGUCUGUUUGCAUAGCCUCAUAUCGUCACAAAUUCAUAAAGACUAGUCUUUAUCAAUUUUUGAUAUUGUGCAAGCUUUACUUUUGUGACCACUACCUCUUUCAUAUGUCAUGGGCCUAGUCCAAUUUUUCUCAAGAAUCUGCAUUUUGAUCGAGAAUUUUCCUUGAAACUGUUUGGGAAUCUGAAACUUGUGCAGUUGAUCCAAAAACUCCCUUUUAUGUUCUCAUCAAUUUCUUGACCUAUUCCUGUUAAUGGAGGAUUCUGUUGUGAUGUCCCGAGAUGAGUUCCGAGUGACGUCGCGUCACACAGAAUGAUGACGUCGCAUAAGUUUUGAUGACAUGAUAUCACUCUAUCUUGGAAUGUCAAAACAGACCUCUAAGAAAAUAGACAUGAGCUUGACGGGAACGAGAGGGAAAGUUUCAUGAUCACCUGUAUACAAAAGUGGGGAAAUUAAUCAGUUGGGGAUGUGGCGAGAGAGUGUUCUUGUCUUUGAUUAUGCGGGCCAUGGCGUUUGGUCCGAUUUGAUCUCUGUUCGUCCGUUCUGUACACACUGUGUUGUCUUGAGAGAAAGCUUCAAAUGUGGAUAUCCCACUUGCCUUCGCUUCACUAUUUAUUCAACUCGAUGUGCAGAACCUUAUGCCAUGUUCCUAAUUGUAACUUUUGUAUUAAGUUGACCCAGAUAUUUGCAUUUUUCAUGGGUGGCUGAGCUAUCAAAAAUGAACGGUAGACAUUUUCCUGCUUGGAAAAUAGCACAAAAUUAACAAAAUAUUGAGAGGGCCAUGGCAAGACACUUUUCGUACUGAAAACAUUGUGCUGCUGUUGGAUGGGUUUCGUUGUUUUCUAAGCAAGAUUGAAAACUACUUAUUUUUUUUUGAAAAUAGCUUUCGAGUGGCGUUUUCCAUAUGAAACCUCUGGGGGGAAACAGGGAAGAAAACAAAAUUGUCAAUUAUUAGAGAAUUUAAAAAGAAAUUUACAGAGGUGAGUGCAGAUAGAUGUCUUGCCAUAGCACUCUCAUCUGUACAUACUACAUAGUACAUAUUUCUCUGUACAUAUAAAGUGUUGUCAUAUGGUUCCAUGAUGGGAGGAAAUUUCUUCAUCCCUUUGUUUCUUUGUAACUUAACCAUUAACUACUAGCGCAAUUCAAAAAGGUAACUUCUAGAGUCAUUGUUUACAAGGAUUUAUCUUAAAUGAAUUUCACAAAACUUGUGUUUUAGACUGAUAAGGCUUGAUCAUGCCAAAAUAGAACUAAGUUGAUCAUAUUAAAGUUAUGACAAGUGCAAGUUGCUAAAGCUGGCUCAUUAAUAGAAAGAGUAAAGGAGGUACAGGAAUAUCAAGUUGUUUUGAUUGGAAUCAAAUCAAUAGCCUUGAUUGGGAUCCCAGAGUCAAUGCAACAUAAUUUUUCUGUACUUCUUUCUUUCAUAUUGAAUUUAGACAACACAUUCAUAAUAUAUUUUCUGCCAUUCAAAUGUUUGUGAAAUGGUUAAACUGGAUUGAAAAUAGUUGAUAGAGGAAUAACAAAAUAGUUUCAGUAUACAGAUUAUGACAGAUUUGUUUGGAUUUUUGGCCUAUUUAGAAUUGAACUGUAGUGAAUCGUAUCAUUCAUUUUGAAUUGGGCUUGUGCAUUUUGUGAGAUGUGGUAACCAGCCCAUUGUAACUGUGGCCCAGUCGGCUAAGUGUUUAAAUACGGCGCACCCGAGCGACGAAAUUGUAGGCAACUGUUGGAGUAACAAAAAAUAUGCAACGUUAACGAAAGAAGUAUAAUUGCACAAUGUUGCGCAAAAAGGCAAUAAUGAAACAAAUUAAAGCAUCACGUUUUCUCACAUUUGAUUUAAAUGACAACAAACAUAAAGGAAAUUAUUCAUUGCUCCGACUGUCCCCUGGUCUAGUUGACCGUGUGCGUCGUACUUUCAUCACAACUAUCUUCUGAUUUUUCGUCAUUUGUGGACGCCUCCUAGUUCAUAGUCUUUGAAGUUUUUUGCCAGAUUUGUAUAGUAAUUGCUGGUGGCUAUUUCAAGCUACUGUGUAUGUAAUUGUCAUUAAUAAACAAGAAUUAUAAUAGUAUUUUUCAUUUUGAUCAUUUUGAACAUUUGUUUUCGCUUGUUGGAAUUUUUUGUAUGAUUUGUAUGAUUUUCUAAUCAUGGAAAGAAGUCAGUUAUCAUUAUGUUCCAAGGCCAUUGUGGCUUAUAUGAGUGAUACAGCUGGUAGCAUUGUUGCUAGCUUGUGACAUGCAGGGUGUCCCGAAAAAAACCAAGUACCAAGUCAAAAUUCACACAACUCGGGGCUUUGUUGUUCAAAGGCAAGAAACUUCCGAUAUCUGUGCGUUUAUGUAUCCAGAAAGAUGUUAUCUCUUUCAGUCGAUCCAUUUAAAAAUGGUCACAUUAGCACAAACAACUCUGGUCACGCUAAUAUAGUUUUUAACAACCCAGUCCUGAAUUGCUAUCUAGCAGCUGAUCAGAUCGGAAGCUAGUCAUCGUUAACCCUUUUGCUGUGGGUGACGUACAUAGCAUGUCCGGAGGUGCAGAUGAUGUUUGUUCUGUUGGUCAUCACAGGUGCCUGCGACAGGAAUCGAUGAUUGCAACGUCUAGCAAAAUUAGUAAUGCAUAAGCGAAAUUGCGUGUAAAUAAAAUAAUCUUGUCCGCGAUGGUACACCAUCUUUCUGUUACACCCUCUAGUGACAACUGCCAUUAAACUCGGGCAGAUGGAAAUUUUCAUCAUCAUUUCUGUGCCGUAUAGAUAAAAUAUCACAGAUCACAUCAUUUCUGAAAUGGGACAGUUUGAAAUCUUGCCCAUUUGAAAUAAUUAUUAAAAAUAUGUUGGAAUAAGAAAGAUGAAACAUAGAAAUAAUAAGCAAGUAACCUGCACUGACAAUAGCCAAAACAAUGCUAAUUUCACCUCAUCACCAGUCCUGUAUCACAGAAUAUUUUUUAUAUAUUUUCCAUUUCUACAUUGUGAUAACUUCCUUUCUUAAAGUAUAUUAUAUUCAAAAAUGUCUAAAAUUAUCGUCAGAAUGAAUAAACAAUGUUCAAAAUCAA